Molecule: messenger RNA, 1136 nt
Organism: Numida meleagris (helmeted guineafowl)
Lineage: Eukaryota; Metazoa; Chordata; Aves; Galliformes; Numididae
Product: osteoclast-associated immunoglobulin-like receptor
Exons: 4
Source: RefSeq, a predicted model, not a curated record
CUCCAGCAAAGCAAGGACUGCCCUAUUGCAGCACCACAAAGAUUCAGUGCCACCAGCGUGUGCCCCACAUCUGUGUGGGUGUCACUGUGAUCCCAAACGCUCUCUGCUCCUGUUCCCAGUGGGGAUGGUGUUGGAAAGCACAGAGGGAGAGAGUCUGGCAUCCCAUGGGGGACUCUGUGCCAUAGCAUGCACUCCUAGACCUUAGGGGAGAGUGUGUUGCAGCCCAGGGGUGACAGCCUGUGUGGGGCAUCUCUGUGGAGGCUGUGUUCAGUGCACUACGUGUGCCACCCCACUGGGGAAUCCAUAGUGACACCACCCCUAGGUGACCACAUGAGGAGGUGUUAUCAUGACUUCCUGUCCCCAAAGGGGAACUGACAGCAGCUCUCCUGCCACUCCCUGUUCUCACUGCUGCAGUCUCGCUGUCCCCAAGCUGCUCCUGCCUCAUGGCACCAAUGGCGCUGGCCCUCAUGCUAGGUUGGUGUCUGGUGGCAGUGAGCAGGGCACAGCAUCUGCUCCGACCCUCCCUCUCACUGCACCCCAGCCAGAGAGUGUCCCUGGGGGACAAUGUCACCCUGCGCUGCCACCUGCCCCAGCCGGCUACCAGGGUCCAGCUCUGUCAGGAUCAAUAUUUGACAUCCUGCAUGCACAAGCAGCACGUACAGGAUGUGGCUGACUUCUUCAUUACCACAACGCGGGAACAUGCUGGGACCUAUCGGUGCCAGUAUUGGGCACUGCAGCCAUUGGAGACAUCAGAGCAGAGUGACCCCGUGGAGCUGGUGCUGACGGAUCACACGUUUCCCCCACCUGAAAUUUCCCUGAGCCCUGAGGGACAAGUGCAGACAGGGACCAACGUCAUCAUCCGCUGCUGGAACAAGGAUUUUGGAGCCACUUUCCUCCUGCACAAGGAUGGUUGCUCAGCCCCUGUCCAGUGCCAGAACCCUGAUGGUGGGGGCACGGCCACCUUCACCCUCUUGGGGGUGACUCCAUCUGACAAUGGCACCUAUGGGUGCUCCUACAUCAUCAAGGGCUACUUCCCCUUAAUGUCCUCUCUCCUUGGGAACAGCGUGAGUCUUGAGGUGACAUCCACACCUGCACACCCAGGUACGUCUGAGCCCCCCAUUUGCAUGUCCUCAGUG